Petromyzon marinus (sea lamprey) is the source of this 1667-nucleotide messenger RNA. The record is from RefSeq and is a predicted model, not a curated record. Lineage: Eukaryota; Metazoa; Chordata; Hyperoartia; Petromyzontiformes; Petromyzontidae.
GACACGGGAAAGUACAGCACAACAAUGGAUUAUGCUGCACCACGCUCUGCUGCCCACCACAACAAACGGAUCGUGCGUGGCGGUCAUCCAUAUCCGAGCCCUAGCCAGGCACUCGCCAGGCUCAAACACGAGGUCUAAUGAGAUCGGGCACAGUGCGGACGGCCAAAUAGUCCGGGGACGCGUGUAUCUAUGCGUGAAGUACAACACUCGGUGUAUGGAGUCGAAACAUUUAUGAAGUAUGGUUUGUUUCACCGGAUGGAUUAUAGGAUGGAUCACACCCACGGCCGUGUUCCGAACACUCUUUCAAAUUGGCAGCGUCCUGCCCUGCAGAUUUCCGCUCCUGUGCUCUCCGGGGGUCUGGAUUUACUCCGGCUUGAACCUACGUACAGCGUGUGUUCUCCGACACACCUCUGUGUGAGAAGUCAUUCAUUAUAGUAGUACCACCCCCGUCAUUUAGCAAUUGCCAUGUGGAUUUACAAGGCAACGAGAUGUGACUGCAUGUCAAGACGCCGUGACUUUGCUUUGGCAGUCGGUCCAAAGGCAGUGGAAAAACAGGAAGGUGUUAAGCCUGGAAGGGAGUGGACAGCACGGACUGCUGGGGGAAGGGAAGUGAAGACCGUGGAGGCUGCAGAAGAGAAUGACGUCCCACUGAGCGAAGGUUGGCUGGGGACUUCGAUACGAAGCCUCGGUUGCAGCAGCAGAAUGCGUGGAGGUGGAGGAGAGUGAGAUGAGACGGGAGACAUAGGAGAGUGCGUGGAGGGGGAGGAGAGUGAGUUGAGUGGGAAGAUGCAGCAGAUUGCGUGAUUAACAUUAACUUUGAAUGACCCCUUCUUCCCCAUCUGCAUCUUGUUCAUCACAUCGACUUUGAGGUCCCAGGGGCAGAACCGCUCACAGCGAUGGAGCUGCCUGCGUACCUCAUGGCCCUGGCCGGGUGGCUGCUGGCCUGCAGCACGGUCCACCAUGAGCAGUGGCGGGUUUCGUCCAUCGACGGCACCGUCAUCACCACCUCGACCCUCUACGCCAAUCUGUGGAAGGAGUGCGCCACCGACUCCACGGGGGUGGCCAACUGCCGAGAUUUUCCGUCCCUGCUGGCGCUCAAUGGCGACCUGCAGGCUAUCCGUGCGCUGUUCAUCUCGGGCAUGGCUCUGGGCGUCAUCUCGUGCCUCCUCGCCACCCUGGGGCUGCGCUGCACCAGCGUCCUCCCAGCCCGAGCCACCACCAAGUCCCGCGUGGUCUUAUGUGGAGGAGCCAGCUUCAUCUUCAACGGAAUCCUGUUCCUGGUCGUAUACUCGUGGUACGCACGCCAGAUCACGGCCGAGUUCUACAACCCCAUGUACCUCGGGCAGAAGUAUGAGCUGGGCCCUGCACUCUACAUCGGCUGGGCCGGCUCGGCCCUGUGCGUGGUCGGAGGAGGAAUUCUCUGCUGCACCAACGUCAAGAAAAGCCAACACCCACGCGGGUACCACAGCCACAAGGGCAACAUCCACUGCGGCAGUCGCAAUUGCGACCAACUAUCACAUCCACCACAACAAGCACAACAACGCUGAUCAUUAAUAACCACAGUCAUAACAACAACAAUAAAUAUAACAAUUGCAUCAACCACACAUCAUAAAACCCACACAGCACAACAACGACAACCAGAACAGACAUCACGACGAGCCUCAAAA